CAGCCCUUCCUAGACCAGACGUUCACAAGUGAGGACGUGUUGAACUGUUGUGCACAUUAAAGAAGCCGGGAAACGUAUCACAUCAGUCAGAGGAUAUAUGAGAAAGAGAGCUGAAAAAUGGCCACCAAAGCAUUCAACCCUGACCCUCUGAACAGCUCCGAUGAGAUUCUCAGAAUGGAAGUGGACCGGGAAAUGGAGAAACUUUUAUCUGAAGUUCUACAGACAAGAGAGAAUUUUGAGCUACGAGAAGAAUUUGUAGAACUUUGUUUUUUCUUCAGUGGAGAUGCCAGCAAACAAUACCAGCAGAAGAUGAUAGAGAAUAUACAGAGGGCAAAAAUAUCCCAAAAUAUUAAGGCAUACCCUUCAAAAAGCAAUGGAGAACAAACAUCUACGUACUCUCCAGAUAAAAUAUAUUCGGAUGAUCCACAAAAGGACACAGAAGGCACUGAACUUGCUCAACCCUCUUCGGAUGAUCCACAAAAGGACACAGAAGGCACUGAACUUGCUCAACCCUCUUCGGAUGAUCAACAAAAGGAAAAAGAAGGAACUGAACUUGCUCAACCCUCUUCAGAUGAUCCACAAAAGGAAACAGAAGGCACUGAACUUGCUCAACCCUCUUCGGAUGAUCUACAAAAGGAAAAAGAAGACACUGGACAUGCUCAGUCUUCUGAUGUUCUACCAGGGACAAAGAAGGCACAGACGGUGCUCUUCCUUGUGAUUUUCUAUCAGUGGACUCAGAAGUUUGUGAAGUUGGUUAUCCCUCCUCUCUUCCGAGGGACAAAGAUGUUUGUGAGGUUGGUCGUCCCUCCUCUCUUCCGAGGGACAAAGAUGUUUGUGAAGUUGGUCGUCCGUCCUCUCUUCCAAGGGACAAAGAUGUUUGUGAAGUUGGUCCUCCCUCCUCUCUUCAGAGGGACAAAGAUGUUUGUGAAGUUGGUCGUCCCUCCUCUCUUCCGAGUGACAAAGAUGUUUGUGAGGUUGGUGGUCCCUCCUCUCUUCCGAAGGAAAAAGAUGUUUGUGAGGUUGGUCCUCCCUCCUCUCUUCCGAGGGACAAAGAUGUUUGUGAAGUUGGUCCUCCCUCCUCUCUUCCAAGGGACAAAGAUGUUUGUGAGGUUGGUCCUCCCUCCUCUUUUCCGAGGGACAAAGAUGUUUGUGAAGUUGGUCCUUCCUCCUCUCUUCCGAGGGACAAAGAUGUUUGUGAAGUUGGUCGUCCCUCCUCUCUUCCGAGGGACAAAGAUGUUUGUGAAGUUGGUCGUCCCUCCUCUCUUCCAAAGAACAAAGAUGUUUGUGAAGUUGGUCCUCCCUCCUCUCUUCCGAAGGACAAAGAUGUUUGUGAAGUUAGUCCUCCCUCCUCUCUUCCGAGGGACAAAGAUGUUUGUGAAGUUGGUCCUCCCUCCUCUCUUCCGAGGGACAAAGAUGUUUGUGAAGUUGGUCCUCCCUCCUGUGUACAGCUGGACAAAGAAAGCUGUGAAGUUUCUCAGCCUUCUUCUGAUGCUUUACAUGUGGACUAAAACGGCAGCAAUGUUGCUCCUCCCUCCCCUAUACCAGUUGAUGAAGAAGGCUGAAAAGUUUCUCAGUCCUCUUCCCAAACUCUACAAGUGGAUGAAGAAAGCAGUAAAGUUUUCCAGUUUUCUACUGGUGCUCUACCAAUUGGCACAACAAGCAGAAAGAUUUUGUUUGUUUUGUUAUGAAAUGUCGAAGAAAAUAUUGAACCUGUUCUGCUAGCCAACCAAAAUACAGGACCUGCAUAACAGCUUAGUGAAGUUCUGCAAGUGAAAAAUGAGCCCAUUUAAUAUUCUCUCUAUUAAACAAUGGCACAGGAAACAAUUUACUUAAACUUAUCUUUUUGUGUUUAGUUUUUUUUCUUGUCUUGCUUGCAAUUCACGUAUUACUGGUAAUGAAGUUUAAAUGAAUAGUCCGAUGGCAAGUUAUCUUGGUUACCUUUUCUAAAGGAGAAAAGUGUUGAUCACUAUGCCUUUUAGCAUUUGGGAUUAUUCUGUAAGCUUAGCUGGUACUGAAAUUGGUGCCUGUUCAGUGAACUUUAGAGGUGGUUGUUAUUUAACAAUUCUCAAAUACAAAGUUAUAUACAAUUUUUCUUCUAUUGUGCGUAGGUAAUCUUUUAUGUUUAAGUUUUGAUGAAGUUUUGUGUCUACAUAUAACUUGUUCCUUGCAAUUGUAUGUAU
Molecule: messenger RNA, 2180 nt
Organism: Dreissena polymorpha
Lineage: Eukaryota; Metazoa; Mollusca; Bivalvia; Myida; Dreissenidae
Exons: 4
Coding region: 118-1722 (534 amino acids)
Source: RefSeq, a predicted model, not a curated record